Messenger RNA from Saccharomycopsis crataegensis, 2958 nucleotides. RefSeq names its product DNA helicase PIF1 (gene PIF1). Bases 1 to 2958 code for a protein of 985 amino acids. The record is from RefSeq and is a predicted model, not a curated record. Gene Ontology annotation, molecular function: ATP hydrolysis activity; DNA helicase activity. Gene Ontology annotation, biological process: telomere maintenance; DNA repair. Lineage: Eukaryota; Fungi; Ascomycota; Saccharomycetes; Ascoideales; Saccharomycopsidaceae. The transcript has a single exon.
AUGUUGCCUAAACUCUCGUACUCCCAGUUUGCGCUAAGGAAGACUUUUUUGGCCGGUGUUUGCUAUAAGAGAUCUUACAAUAUCAACAACCAACUUGCAACGAUCCAUCUUUAUACUGCAAUCAGAUUGCCGGAGGUAAUCAUGAACAAUGUGAAUUUGGGAAGGCAGAAAAAAGACGAUUUUGCAUCGGAUGCAUUCAGCUCUGAUGACUCGGACUUUUUUGGAUCCCUAAGUGAUUUCGAGCUCGAGAAAUUGGAUGAGAAGCUCGCACAAAAACCAUCGGGAAGUGACCAUAACCUAGAAUCUGUUGAACUAGCUAACCCCGCACAUAUAGAAACUAUUAGAAAAGACACAGGUUAUGACUCCAGCGAGUGGGUAUCGGACAAUAAUGACUUCGAUGACACUUUUGAUGAUCAGCUCGCAUUAGAUAACCAAAAUAAUGAGCCACAAACAGUUGGUGGACAAAGAAUAAGCUUAUCUCAGCGACUAUCACUUCUAGAGAAUAGUCAAGGGUUGAAUAAAAAUUCACAUUCCAUUACAAAUGUUCUAAAGAAGAGUCAAGCCGUUAACGUACUACUCCGAAACUCUUCAGGAAGUAGCUAUAAAGAACCUCAAAACCUAGAAACAGCAACUGCGAAGUUGGAAAGCAAGUCUGAUAAAGAAAAUCAAAUCGAAGACCUACAACAAAUAAUGGUGUCCGAGGACUUUGUUUCUGAUGCAUUUAGUGAUUCUCAAGGCUUAUCUUUACCCAACACAAUCGAUCCACAACAAAAAAACCCUACCAAGACAGAACCAGAAAAUAUUAAUCUACGAAAACCUUCUAGUGCUGGCGGUGACGAUCUCACACAGCCAAGAAAACAGAAUUUGAAUUUAACUCCAGGAACUCAAAAUGAUCAUGAAGGAAUCAACAUUGAUUUAACCGAUCCUUCGUCGCCCGAUGAUCAUCGGUGGAAAACUACGGGCAAAAGAUUUGUCAUCACGCGAUCGGAACAAAGUAUGGAAUCUCCAACAAUCCCUAUGGGACGCACAAGGGCACCAGUUAUUAUAUCUUCUCCAACCCAACAUUUAACUCAGCGACCUCUGGUAUCAUCGCCUUUGGCCAAUGGGAAAUCCGCCGCCUGUUUGGCAUCACGGAAGAUGUCCACCGCCACUAAUGAACUCCCUUCGUCGUUUGUCGCGGAAAUUGUCCUUAGUGAAGAGCAAAACAAGAUUUUGGAAAUUAUUAAACAAGGACAUAAUGUGUUUUAUACCGGCUCAGCAGGUACUGGUAAGUCGGUGCUUCUUCGUCAUGCCAUCAAAGAAUUAAGAAGUAUCCACGGCCAUGGUGCUGUAGCCGUUACUGCCAGUACUGGGCUUGCCGCUUGUAAUAUCGGGGGCACAACGUUGCACUCUUUCUCGGGGAUUGGAUUGGGAGAAGCCACUGCCAAACAAUUGAUUAAAAAAGUGAAGCGGUCGAAGAAAUCAUGUGAAAAUUGGAGAAGAACCAAAGUGUUGUUCAUCGACGAGAUUUCUAUGGUUGAUGGGAGAUUAUUGGAUAAAUUGAGCGAAAUUGCUAAAGCGGUGAGGAAAAGUCAGGAACCUUUUGGAGGCAUUCAAGUGAUUUUCUGUGGCGAUUUCUAUCAAUUGCCUCCGGUUUCCAAGAGAACUUACAACAUGAAAGGUGAUACCAAAGAAGAGGAUGCGAAUUUCGCAUUCACAUCAGAAUCUUGGAAAGAGUCUAUUAAAGUAAUGGUGAUCAUGACGAAAAUUUUCCGUCAAAAAGGUGAUUUAGAUUUCAUUGAUAUGUUAAACGAGAUGAGAAAUGGGGAGCUUUCCACUAAGACCAUCCAUAAUUUCUUACAACUUCGAAGGCCUUUGCCUACCGAUGAUGGAAUUGAACCGGCUGAAUUAUUCGCUACGAGAUAUGAAGUCGAUAGGGCUAAUAAUAGAAGAUUGAGCGUGCUUCCGGGCGAAGAAUACGUUUUUAAUUCUAUUGAUGGCGGUUCAAUGGUCAACGGAGAUUCUCGAGAAGCUCUAUUGAAUAAUUUUUUAGCUCCGAAACAAUUAAUCUUGAAAGCGGGAGCCCAAGUCAUGAUGAUCAAGAAUAUGGACGAAACUUUGGUCAAUGGCUCUUUAGGGAAAGUUAUUGAUUUCGUCGAUCCGGAUACCUAUUUUUUCUAUAAGAAGGUUGUGGAAGAUGAUGUUAGUGAUGAUGAGAAAUUCGAAGCUGCUGUGAAAAGACGGACCGAAAAACCAACAAAGUUUACGGAAAAGCAUAGACCUAAACUUUUGGAGACCAUGGAAGAGGAAGCCACCAAACAUGAAUUGGAUGAAUCGGUGUUUGAUUUUUUCAAAGUGAUGAAAGAAGACGAAAAUAUCGACCCGAUCCUCAAAGCUAACAUUGAUAGAAAGAAAAAUCUCAUUAAUAAACUAUACGAUGCCAGCAAGAAAAGAAGAUACCCGUUGGUGAGAUUUUUAGUGAAUGAUGGUAAUACCAGAGACGUUUUGGUCAAUCCGGAAACUUGGGAUAUCGAAGAUGAGAAUGAACAACCUUUAGUUUCUAGAACGCAAAUUCCGUUGAUGUUAGCCUGGUCGAUUUCUAUCCAUAAAUCCCAGGGACAAACGUUGUCUAAGGCCAAAGUCGAUCUCCGCAAAGUGUUUGAAAAAGGUCAAGCGUAUGUGGCAUUAAGUAGAGUCACCGCCAGAAAAGGGUUACAGGUGUUGAAUUUUGUGCCGACAAAAGUGAUGACUCACUUAUCAGUGAAAGAGUUUUAUGAUGCCUUGAUGAACCCCGAUCAAGCUUUAGAAAGAGCCCGUAAAUUGGCAGAAAGCCCGGCGUUUUCAAUGAAACAGUUUUACAAAAUGGAACCACCAAAGAAAAGGGAGGCGGCUCAGGAGGCUGGGAAAAGGGGUAGAAAAAAAAGGCUGCCUGCUCCAAGCACCGCCAGUCUUUUGAUCUUGAAUGAUUUGACGAGAUAA